Molecule: messenger RNA, 1002 nt
Organism: Cutaneotrichosporon cavernicola
Lineage: Eukaryota; Fungi; Basidiomycota; Tremellomycetes; Trichosporonales; Trichosporonaceae
Exons: 6
Coding region: 1-1002 (333 amino acids)
Source: RefSeq, a predicted model, not a curated record
AUGGCGACCAACCUCACCGUCGACGACUUCGACCCCCUGGUGGUGUACAGCAACUACGACCACUGGUCGACUCCGAACCCGCAGGACAACCCGACGUGGUGGAAAGCGGGUCGCAGCGUCACCAACAGCACUUGGCACCAGGCGACGUACCAUUACACCGGGGUCGUGGGAGCGCAGGCGUCAUUCAACUUCACGGGCUCGUCGAUUGCGGUGUACGGCGGGACUGGCGCCACUGGUAGUAUCUACACCGUCUCGCUUGACGGGAACGUGGCCAACCUCCAACUCACCAACAGUCCGGGCCGCACGCUGCUGUAUGACGCCAAGGUCACCGACGGAGCGCACGAGCUCAUCAUCGUCAACGGUGGCAGCGGCCUGCUGCUGGAUCUCUUUGUCGUCGGUCUCACCCUAGGCGGAGAGGGUGUUACUCUGUCCAACACGACACUCGACGAUCGUAACCCCAGCAUCGCGUACCUGGGCAAUUGGACGCAGCAGGCCGGGCCCAACUUUCAUUCGGAAACGAGCACGUACACAUCCGGUCCGGGGAACGCUGUGUCGCUCAUUUUCUCUGGUUCCGCGGUCUACGUGUAUGGCGACCAGGUGAACGACCACGGCGACUACACCGUCACGCUGAACGGCUCGGUGGUGGGACAGUAUACCGGUCGCUCGGGCUGUGGAGGGGGUUACGCCAAGGCGUGCGAGAAGCUGCACGGCCUCAAGUUCUUUGCGAGCGGCUUGUCGGAUGGGACGCAUGCGCUGCGUAUCGAGAAUGGCGGUCCUGCGGAGGGGAACAAGUCGUUCUUUGACCUCGACUACGUCGAGUACACGGUGUCGAGCGGGUACUCCUCGGGAACGGGUUCGGGAGCAGCAUGUACCUCAGGCACCUGUUCGGCAUCAGCUCCGUCGCCCACAGUCGCAGGCUCGUCCGGUGCGAAGAGUGCUGCGGCGCCAGUUGCACUGCUGUGCGGUGUGCUCGCAGCAUGGUUUGCCAAGACCUUCCUUUAA